Messenger RNA from Haplochromis burtoni (Burton's mouthbrooder), 4515 nucleotides. RefSeq names its product Rho guanine nucleotide exchange factor (GEF) 4 (gene arhgef4). Gene Ontology annotation, biological process: intracellular signal transduction. Gene Ontology annotation, molecular function: protein binding; guanyl-nucleotide exchange factor activity. The record is from RefSeq and is a predicted model, not a curated record. NCBI's taxonomy places the organism in Eukaryota, Metazoa, Chordata, Actinopteri, Cichliformes, Cichlidae.
GAUAGAUCUAUCUCAUAUAUAGAUAUAUCUACGUUUUUAGAAUAUUUAGAAUAAUUUUAGAUUCGGAUCUUAAAUUUGACAAGCAUGUAAAAAAGAUUUCUAAGACGGUCAAGGCUGAUCUGAGUUGUUUUAAGUUAAUUUGGCACUUUAUACCCACUUCAGCAGCUCAGAUGUUUAUGCAUUCUAUGAUAUUCUCUCAUUUUUCAUAUUGUAUGACAGUUUGGACCCAAGCAGCACCAGUCAGCCUGUGGUGUCCUUAUAUAACCAAUCUUUAAAAAUAAUGGAUAAAAAAAUCUGUUCAGUGGCAUCAUUGUCACAUUUUAAAGAAAUAUUGCUACUACUUAGUUUUAAGAGUUUUAAUCAUUUGUGUUUUCUUAAAUGUAUAAAUAGGAUGGCCCCAGAGUGUCUCAAUAGAAACAUCCAGAGACAAGAUAGUAAUCGUAUUACUAGGAGUAAGGUGAACGGCAACUGCAAGAUGUUAUAUCGCAGAUCUGCAUUCGGUCAGUCAGCUUGCCAUCUGUGGAACACACUUCCAACCAAAAUCUAAUUGAUUACAGACAUCAGAUCCUUUACAUUGAAGCUUAAAGUGUGGUUAAAGGGAAAUUAGUCAUUUUGAAUAAGGAUUUUAAUUUUAGUUUAAUUGUCUAUUAAUUAAUGUAAUUGUAUUUAUGAUGUAAUUUGGUUUUAUGAAAAUGUAUGUUUUAUUGUGAAAUGUAUCUAUUUUGAUUGUAAGCCCAACAAGGGACAGUUAUUGAAAAUUAGCAAUAGCUAUAAAUGUACGUGCGUUACUUUCAUGUUUGUACUUGGACUAUGUUAAACUGCACUGUCCCUUUUAAAUAUAUAUAUGUAUGUAUGUGUGUGUAUACACACACAGGUGUGAUGAUGACUACAGUGUGCAGGUCGUAGGUGGAGGAGCUGACAGGAACCGCUGGGUGAUGGUUUUCUACUGAACCGUAACCAUGUCAUCAGUCGGUCAGCCUGCUCAGUGCUGCCACCGUCAUCGUGACUCGGGGUUAAACCGCGCCCCCAAAAGUCCGGAGAGUGCACGCGCACUGUUCAGGAGAGGGUGUUUUUCAGAGGUGACAGACAUUGCUGUUGUCCAUCAUCAUGAAUGUGUAUAUUGAUCUCUGCCAUUCACUCGGGCUUCCCGGGUGGUUAGCAUCUUUGCUACAUGCUGCCACACGCCUCAGGAAUGACCACGCCCGUCGCAAGAAGGUCUUCCGUCUUCUGCAGAGGAAACUGUUUUUUAACAAGGUUGGCGUGAAGGAGGGGGAUCAGUGUCAGCCUACCUACGUCUACCCUAAAGAGGUGAAGAUGUUGAUACGGUCUGCCUUUCCAGAGGACAUCUGUGACUAUCCAGAUCCCUGCCAUGAUAAGCCACAGGAAGCCCCUGACGACUCUCACAGCCUCUCUGCAGCAAUGGACUCAGAGGAGAGGGGCUUUGGUAUGGUUUCCCUGAAGUGGUGUGAGCAAAGCACAGGAGAUGGGGAAACAUUUGAGUACUUUGACUCCUGCUCAUGGCACAGUGACAUCCUGUCAGAUUUUAGUGGAGAAGGAGAGGAUUCUGUGGACGCUUUGCUGCGACUGGAGGAUGCCUACAUUUUUCGACAAACAAUGGGAGUCAGCGUCUGCAGUGGGCACACUAAGGCUCGACGCAGAGAAUCAGUAUCAGCAAAGGACAGCCACCGAGAUGUCACAGAGACUUAUGUCAAACCAUCUACUUACAGCAUGAAAAAAGGACCAGAAAACUGUGUGGCACCAAAUCUUCCUUUGAAACUCAUCAAAAAAGACCUUUUUUCAGUUGAGAUCCAACCCCAUUUAAACACAGAGAAACUAAAAGAGCAGUGCAGUUUACAAACUGUUGUUACAGGUGGCACAGAGCCAUGCAGUCUGCAUAUCCAAAAGCAACACAAAACGGAGACAUUUGAUGCAAAGCUAGAUGCCGGAGCCUCCCUGGAGCCCAUCAAGGCCCACUGCUUCUCCCACAGCACCCCAAUCGGUCUUGACUGCUUGGGCAGGAGGAGACAAAUCUCUUAUUCCUCUGCAGUCGCUCCUGAUGGCACAUUUGAAAAGUCAGCGUUUGGGGAUGACCUGAGCAGUGAAGAGGACCUCCUCUAUGAUGAAUUUCGAGGAUCUGGACAUCGUUAUGGACACCCAGGAGGAGGCGGAGGAGAGCAACUUGCCAUCAAUGAGGGUUACAUCAAACAGUGCCGCAAAAGGACAGACAUGUUCACUGAAGAGCAGCUUCGUACCAUCUUUGGGAAUAUCGAAGAGAUCUACCGAUUCCAAAGGAAGUUCCUCAAAGGUCUCGAGCAGAAGUUCAACAAGGAGCAGCCACAUCUGAGUGAGAUUGGUUGCUGCUUCCUUGAACAUCAAACAGAUUUCCAGAUCUAUUCAGAGUAUUGCAACAACCACCCCAAUGCCUGCAUCCAACUCUCCAAGUUGAUGAAGGUCAACAAGUAUGUAUUCUUCUUUGAGGCUUGCCGACUGCUUCAGAAGAUGAUUGACAUAUCUUUGGAUGGUUUUUUGCUGACUCCAGUUCAGAAGAUCUGCAAGUACCCGCUUCAGCUGGCAGAACUGCUCAAAUAUACCAACCCUCAGCACAGGGACUACAAAGAUGUGGAGGCAGCUUUGAAUGCCAUGAAGAAUGUUGCCAGGCUUAUAAAUGAGAGAAAACGGCGCCUUGAGAACAUCGACAAGAUCGCUCAGUGGCAGAGCUCCAUUGAGGAUUUUGAGGGUGAAGAUGUCCUCAGCAGAAGCUCUGAGCUCAUCUUUUCGGGAGAGCUGACCAAGCUAUCCCUGCCUCAGGCGAAGAGUCAGCAGAGAAUGUUUUUCCUUUUUGACCAUCAGAUGGUGUACUGUAAAAAGGACCUCCUGCGCCGAGACAUGCUUUACUACAAGGGCCGGAUUGACAUGGACCACAUGGAAGUAAUAGAUCUGGAGGAUGGUAAGGAGAAAGACUUCAACAUCAGCGUAAAAAAUGCUCUGAAACUGCGCUCGCUAGCUGGUGAUGAAGUCCACCUCCUAUGUGCUAAGAAGCCUGAGCAGAAAGAACGCUGGCUCCGGGCCUUUACUGAUGAGAGGAGGCAGGUCCAGCAAGACCGCGAGACAGGGUUCACUCUCACAGAGGUCCAGAAGAAACAGGCCAUGUUGAAUGCCUGCAAAAGCCAUCCAGCUGGGAAACCCAAAGCGGUGUCCAGACCUUAUUAUGACUUCCUCCUGAGGCAGAAACACCCCUCUCUCCCCUCUGCUUUGCCCCAGCAGCAGGUCUUUAUGCUGGCUGAGCCCAAGCGCAAGACCUCCACCUUCUGGCACAACAUUGGCAGACUGACGCCCUUCAAGAAGUAAAAAAAACUGUAAGGAAAAAAAAGCCUUGGAGAAAAGGAACAGAGAAGGAGAAAGAGUCUCUGUUCGUGCCUGAAUAGACCGUUUUUAACCCUUCCUCUCUUUAAUUCCUACACAUAAUAUCCUCUAAUUAUUGAUUUAUUGUAUAGAUAUGAAUUGAAUAUGUUAUCUUUUGAAAGCACUUUAUAUGUUGGUUAACAAUCAGACAUGGGAAUGGUCCUCUAGAGACAAUGAGUCAGAUAGGUAGAGUAAACUCUUGGUUCACUUAUAAAUAGACCUUGAAUCAAGCACUGAUUGGAACUAAAACUACUACUGUACUGCUACUGUAAUAGUACUGUACUACUAUUGUACUAGUACUGUACUGGUACUGUACUAGUACUGUACUGCUGCAGGUGAGCGUGGGACUCCUGACUGUGCUGUCUCUGUGAAGACGUUGCCUGUCAACAAAACCUUUUUUAUUUUCACUCUUCUGUUGCUUCAUGAUUUGACAGAUGCCAAGUGUUUGUAGUGCCAGAUGAUCUGUUUUUAUAUUUGUUCCUUGUCUGCUUAUGAAGAGACAACAUUUCUUGUUUUCAUGUACAGAAAUAUGAUUUCAGCUAUGUUUUGUUUCGUGAUUAUGAUCCACCGGGAUUUGGUUUUGUACUUCUCUGGUGUAAUGUGCAAACUCCUGACGAAUAUCAAACGCAGCCCAAAGAAAAAUCGGCUCAGCACAUGUUCUCAGCUGUUCUGGCUCCACGGUCUGAACCUCGACGACUCCUGAUACCUGCUGUGUCAACGAAAGUACGCAACUCGCUCGAUUUUCUUUUUCUUUCUGUUCUUUGUUGAAGUGCCAUUUGAAGUGUGUCAUGGAUGCUUUACAAUGACAUGCAUGGAUGUGCUUAAAUGAAAUACUGUGAGGAAUAUUUUUUUAUCUCUGAAGAGCCCUGCUAUAUUUAACCUGAUUGCUGGUUAAAGCUGGUUUCAUUGUGCAGCCAUGCUGACAGCAUCUCUCUUUCUCACACACACACAUUCUUUUAUCUACCUGUAUUCACUAUUCCUGCUCUGUGUAUCUGAUUUCCAGUAUAAUCUCAUGUCAGAUCAGUGCAGCCCGGCGAUAUUGCUCUGUAAGUGCAUUUAGUGAAAUGUACUCCUUACUCCUUUCUGUUCAAAAAUUAAACGUUCCUAAAAUGA